CCUCCCCAACAUUCCCUUGCACUCUCUCUCUAUAUUUCCAUGUACAUACCAAAUCAUCCCAAGUUAAAUUGCGAGUGCAUUAAAUUUUAGCUAGCAUUCUCUACUAUGGCGUCGUCAGGGAAGUUGUGACAGAUAGAGGUUCCAAGAAACAUAGAAACUCAGUGAAUGAAUACUGUGAUCCAGUUUGUGGGUUGAGAUGAUUUUUAACCACAACAGAAUAACAGUUUUAUGCUGUGCUUUCACAGAACAUUAUCUGCCAAAAAAUCAUUAGAGCUGCUAUGAAGCCUGAAAGGAAAAAUCCCACAUUGGCGUCAUGUACUUAUCGUCAUCUAUAUCAAGGUAUGUUAGAUAUGUUCCUAUGGUUAAUAUUAUUUUUUACUGUUCCAAGUCCGGUAAGGGUUUUAAUAACAAUGAAAAAGCUUCACAUAAAAAAAACUUGGAGCAAAGCGAUCAGGAAAAAAUUGCAAAAGAUGGAAAUUUUGGGCCAAAUGGAACCAGAGAAGAACCCAAAUUUAUGGAGAGUAAAUUAAAUGAUUUUGAAAAGCCAGGUGGGGAUUUAGGGUUUAAGGAAUGUUCAGUGCUUAACGGAAACCCAAGGGAAUUUUCAGGGUUUAUAAAAGGAGUAUAUGGCUCUGUAGAAGUUAAGAAUGAUUCAGGGUUUAAUGAACAUUCAGAGGUAUUUGAAGGAAAACUAGGGUUUAAGAGAAGUUCAGAAGAUUCUGAAGAUAAGCUAGGGUUUGAGGAAAGUUCAAAUAACUGUCGAGGUAAUGAGGAAAAAUCAUGGAUUGAGGACAACUCUGAUGCAUCUCAAGGUUCUAAGUUCAGGUCAAGGUUUCAGAACAGUCCAGAUGAACAUCAGGGCCUUAAUGGAAAUGUUAGUUUUGCGAAAUUUUCAAAUAGAAAUCAAAGGUAUAAGGAGAAUCUAGGGUGUAAUGGAAAUUCAAACGUUUGUCAAGGGUCUGAGGCGACUCCAGAAUUUCAAGUAAGUUCGAAAGGAUCUCGAGAGUUUGAAGACAAGUUGGAGUCUCAAGAAAUUUCAAAUGGAUCUAGAGGGAUUAAGGAUGAUCAUAAUAUAUUUCAAGGGUAUGAGGAAAAUGUGGAUGGUUUCUCAUGGUUUGAGGAAAACCCUGGGUUUUUUACAGGUCCUGAAGGGGAAGAGAGAGAGGAUUCUGAAGAGAGAAAUAUAAAUGGAUCCAAUGGUUCAUCGUCUUCUAGAUUUUAUAGUAAAUUGGAUUAUGAUGCUAAUUUGUUGUAUGAAAUUCUUCAGAGAGAAGAACUGGGUUUUGAUGUCAAGGAAGCUCUGCAGAAGACUGGUUUGAGGAUGACCAUACCUUUGGUCAGGCGUGUCCUAAUGAAGAUUUCAAAGUCGAUUAAUAAUGUGACAAAAUUCAAAAGUGCAAAAUUAGGGUUCAAAUUCUUCCUGUGGGCCGGGCAACAGGAUCGCUACAGGCACAAUUCUGAGACACAUAAUUUGUUAGUAAAGAUUUUUGCUGACUGUGAUGAAUUUAAAGCAAUGUGGAGGUUGGUGGACGAGAUGAUUGUAAGUGGAUGUCCUAUUACUGCAAGAACCUUCAAUAUAUUACUUAGUAGUAGUAGGCAAGCUGGUAUGCCUAAAAGGGUUGUUGACACAUUUAUUCGAUCCAAACAAUUUAAUUUUCGGCCUUAUAAGCACUCCUUUAAUGCAAUUCUUCAUGCUCUGUUGAGAGAAAAACAUUUCAAUUUGAUUGAAUGGGUGUAUGAGGAAAUGCUGAAUGAUGGUCAUCAGCCAGAUAUUCUAACAUAUAAUAUCCUUAUCUAUGCAAAGUAUAGGCUUGGGAAAGUUUAUGAUGUGAAUCAACUUUUGGCAGAAAUGGGGGAAAAUGGAUUUGCUCCCGAUUUUUAUACUUACAAUAUUUUACUUCAUGUGCUUGGCAAAGGAGAUAAACCACGCGCAGCUUUAGAUCUCUUGAAUUACAUGAUAGGGGUUGGCUGUCAUCCUGGAGUUACUCAUUUCACUGCCCUUAUUGAUGGUCUAGGUAGAGCAGGAAAUUUAGAUGCUUGUAAGUACUUUUUUGAAGAAAUGAUUAAAAAAGGCCGUCAACCUGAUGUUGUUUGUUAUACUGUUAUGAUUACCAGUUAUGUGGUAGGAGGUGAGCUGGAGAAGGCACAGACACUGUUUGACGAGAUGAUCCACAAGGGGCAGCUUCCAAAUGAAUAUACUUACAAUGCCAUGAUUCUAGGUCUCUGUAAUGCUGAAAGAUAUGAGGAGGCUUGUGGCACGCUUGGGAUUAUGGAAUCCAGAGAUUGCUAUCCAGACUUUAUUGUGUACAGAACCUUGGUCAGAAAGCUUAGGAAUGCUAGAAAAUACAGUGAGGCACGGAAAAUAUUAAAAGAAAUGGAAGAGAAUGGGUGCUAUGCACAUUUGGUUGCAAAGUUGCAAAGAUAUAGAAGAUAGGAUGUUGAAGACUAUUUCAUAUCAAAAGUGUUUUUGCUAAGUUGAAUCAAUUUUAUGAUAUUUGUAGAGCAACCAAGCUCCAUUUCAUUUGGGCAACUUACAUCCAUUUUGACAAUUGCCAUUGCAUAUCUCCAUUUAGUGACACUCCUGCAGAAUCACAUUGCAAGGCAUAUGAAAGGUAGACGGAUGGAAAUUUUAAACAGGAAGCUGAAAAUGUACAUGGAUUUUUGUUUUCAAUCCAUUAUGUGACUGUAGACACCUCUCAGUGUAAAGAUAACUACAAGAGUCUCGGUGGACAAAUUGGGGUGGAAAUACCUCAAAUCUCUAAAGAUUUGCCCUCUGCAUCUUAUGCCGACCGUGUAGUGCAUCCAGCUGUGAGCACAAUUGGAGCUUCUUUGAGGCCAUCCACAUGAAGUUGAGGAACAAAUUAGCUUAGAAAUGCCUCAAUGACCUUGUCUUUGUGCAAUGACUUUCGGCUGCGCACAAGAAAAGUAAAGGAAAUAUUAGGUGAUAUGAUUGAUGUUGAUUAGAUAGGCUUUUACAGUGAUUGGGCAAGGCAGGAUGAGCAACGUCUAUUGUUUACUAAGGAUGAGAUCUAUGAUUUGGAGAGGCAUGCAUUGGAUGAGGGUGCAGCAGGAGAUUUGGGAUUGGAUGACAUCGAUUAGGCUGAGGAGGGGUCAUUGUCACCAACAUCUAUAUCCAGAAUGAGGUCGAGUCAUAGCUUGUCAUGCCAAGUGAGGGAGAGGAGCCACAUCAGACUCCUAGGAUUAGACCCUCUAGUUCUACCUCUCCCCUAGUUUUCACUAGAGCAGGGAAGAGGAAGAUGUAAAAUGUUUUGAUAUACUAUUUACUUUUAAUUUUUCAGAAAUAGUUUUCUAUUUUCCAUCAACAUUCCACAUGA
Cryptomeria japonica (Japanese cedar) is the source of this 3335-nucleotide messenger RNA. Its product is annotated as pentatricopeptide repeat-containing protein At3g60050. The transcript is spliced from 3 exons. Lineage: Eukaryota; Viridiplantae; Streptophyta; Pinopsida; Cupressales; Cupressaceae. Bases 314 to 2434 code for a protein of 706 amino acids. The record is from RefSeq and is a predicted model, not a curated record. Gene Ontology annotation, biological process: RNA splicing. Gene Ontology annotation, molecular function: protein binding.